Molecule: messenger RNA, 686 nt
Organism: Medicago truncatula (barrel medic)
Lineage: Eukaryota; Viridiplantae; Streptophyta; Magnoliopsida; Fabales; Fabaceae
Product: ribonuclease MC-like
Exons: 2
Coding region: 25-420 (131 amino acids)
Biological process (GO): RNA catabolic process
Cellular component (GO): extracellular region
Molecular function (GO): RNA binding; ribonuclease T2 activity
Source: RefSeq, a predicted model, not a curated record
AGGGAAAACGAAAACUAUUUUGUAAUGGCACAUUCGAUGAAGUUAAUUCUUAUUUUUUCUUUUCUUUUUAUAUCAACCAUUAGUGCAUUCGAUGCUUACAUGGUGGUCUCUCAAUACCCACCAACUGUUUGCAAGCCACCGAGAGUAUGUGCUGUGAAUUUAGAACUACUACCUCGUACUUUCCUACUAUACGGCGCCUGGCCUGUAGAUACUACUAAUCCCAAAACUCAGUUGAUAGCAGACCCAAAUGCACCUGCUUUUGACGUGAAUCUUUUUUCGGAGGCGCAAAAGCAAAUGUUAGAACACAUGUGGCGUGAUAUAAAAAAUGGAGAUGACAUUAAGUUUUGGGAGGAACAGUGGGACAAGCAUGGUAAGGCUUCCAAUUUGGAUCAAGUAGCAUAUUUUAUAAUGACCGCCUAGAUGUAAAAUUUUAUGAUGCUAACAUACAAAAAAGCCCUAAGCCGCAAUCCAUAAGUUUUAUCAAAACUUCCCUAGCAAAACUAAUGAAUGGAGUUGAACCUAUACUGGUUUGUCUAGGAAAAAAAAACAAUCGCGAGUUAGCAGAAGUUAGAUCUUGUAUAAACUCGACUGACCAUUACGUAUCUUGUGGUAUAGGUGUAGGAGAUUUAAAUUGUGAUCCUUCACAAGAUGUAGUGUGGGAAUAAAAUAUUACUAUGUAAUCUCUA